AUGGAGAAAUCCAUUGAUGAGACUUGUCUCAUUCACGAGAUGCCCUACGAGAUCAUGCGCGACUUGUGCUCGAUUCUUGACUCGGGCGAGAUUUGGAUUGAAAUCGUGCCAUACAUGCCUGGAAUCGGCAACAAUGAUGUUGAGGGGUGCAAGCGAUAUGGGAAUGCUGAGAAAGCUGGCUACGGAGCUACGUGGCUUUUGUUGAGAGUUUGGGCGAGUAAAGGCUACUCGAUCCUUGAUCUCUACAUCGUUUUCGCUCACGCAAAGAUGGUUAGAUGUAUGGAGAUUAUGAAAGCAUUGAUUAAUCCAAAGCACUACUACUUGCAGCAACUCUGCCUGGGUGGAGGAGUGGCGAGUGCGCCGAGGAUCUCAGCGAAUAACACAUCACAGUCAAGUUCAAAAGGACAACAGAACUGGAGCAUGAUUGGAUCGAGGAAUUCCGGGACGGAGCCUUUAUCAUCGAGUGUUCGUCCGCCACAUGCCACCGCUUCUUCAUCGGCUGAAACAGCUUCUAGUUCAACCACCGACGAUUCUUCAGCUCGAAUCUUCACCGGACUCCAAAACACCCCACAAGUCUCGUACAGUGAGCUAGAGUUAGCUACCGAUAAUUUCUCGCGUAACAAUAUGGUGGGAAAGGGUGGCUAUGGUGUGGUGUAUCGAGGUGAAUGGAAACAGACGAAAGUUGCUGUGAAGAGGCUACACGCUGGGGCGGCUGAUCGGGGGAAUCAGUUUGAGAAAGAACGGCUUCGACAAAGUCUACAAGAGCUACGAACCCUGGCAAAGUAUCGACAUGAUAACAUAUUACCAUUAUAUGCCUUCUCCUUAGACGGUCCAGAGCCCUGUUUGGUUUAUCAAUUCAUGGCCAAUGGCUCGCUGGAGGAUCGGAUUUUGUGUAGGGAAGGAACAGCUCCAUUAAAUUGGCGUCAAAAGCUGGACAUUGCUGAGGGAGCGGCAAGAGGGUUGCACUUUCUGCAUACAAUUGGCCGAACACCGAUCAUUCACGGAGACGUGAAAACAGCGAAUAUCCUUCUCGAUAAGCAUCUCGAGCCAAAGCUUGGCGACUUCGGUUUAAGUCGAGAUGGGCAGGUUGAAGCCGAUGUUGAGGAGAAAUUUCCGCUAAUAGCCUCGCAUAUCAAGGGCACUUUGGCGUAUCUACCCCCAGAAUUUAUCACCUCAAAAAUCCUCUCCACCAAGCUCGACGUCUACAGUUUUGGCGUGGUUCUACUCGAGUUGGCGGCAGGUCUGAGGGCUUAUGUGGACACACGGGAACCCCACGGUUUGGCCGAGUACUGUGCCAUGUUGAGUGAGAAAAACGAUCGAAAACCGAACGCUCUCUUCGUAGCACUCGUUGACAAGAGGACACCCAGCAUAAAUCCAGAAGUGGACAAAGCGUUUUUCUCGCGACUCCUCCGACUCGGUCUACAAUGUAGCCGAAAAGAACGCUCCGAUCGACCGGCUUUCAAAGAAAUUGUCGAAGAACUUGCGAAAAACAUUGAUUCGAAUAAA
Mesorhabditis belari is the source of this 1506-nucleotide messenger RNA. Lineage: Eukaryota; Metazoa; Nematoda; Chromadorea; Rhabditida; Rhabditidae. The record is from the annotation of a GenBank genome assembly.